CAAAAAUAUAGACGGUUUAAUAUUGGAUAACUGAGGAUAACAGAGACAAACGGCCAAAAGAGCAAGAAACGCACGGCAGCCGUCACAACCCUGAGGAACCGAUUCCGUCGCCCAUCUGAGAAAAAUCGACGACUCUCUUCUUUUCCACGCACUCUCGUUUCUUAUUUCUCAAAUCGAUCCUCCGCCGUCCUUCCGCCCAAUCUCACCGGAUCCUCCCUCAUUGGACGGUUUUGAGGAUAACUUUCCAUGGAGGGAAUCGGAGGUGCUAAUACAGCUUCUGAAGCAACAUUGGAUCAAUGGAGACAAUAUUCAAGGCUUUUCCAGUAUUACCUUGAUAAAACCACUCCACAUGCAGUUUACAGAUGGAUCACAACAGCUACUCUAGCACUUCUCUUUGCAUUACGUGUCUAUUAUCUUCAAGGAUUCUACAUUGUUACCUAUGGACUCGGAAUCUACUUACUCAAUUUGUUGAUUGGGUUUUUGUCCCCUUUGGUUGACCCUGAAGUGGACCCCGCAGAUGGUGCCUUACUACCUACAAAAGGCUCAGAUGAGUUCAAGCCUUUUAUUCGCCGCCUCCCAGAGUUUAAAUUCUGGUAUGCCAUUACAAAGGCUUUCAUUAUAUCGAUUAUGAUGACAUUCUUUUCCAUGUUUGAUGUGCCUGUGUUUUGGCCAAUACUACUUUGUUACUGGUUUGUAUUGUUUGCAAUGACAAUGAAACGCCAAAUCAUGCAUAUGGUUAAAUACAAGUAUAUCCCAUUCAGCAUCGGGAAACAGAAAUACGGCGGUAAAAGAUCAUCUUCGGCUGGCGGGUCUCGGGAUUAGUGAAAGAGAUAGUAUUUAUGGAGUUGUUUAGAUUUGAAUGGUUAAUGCCAAUUGGAUGUAAAAGAUAUGGAAAAAGUGAUUUGAUGAAUGAUGGUGUUUUUAUAAUUUCUUAUCUAUCUAGUCUAGUAAAAAGAAAACAAAUUCUUUUGUCACUUAUAUUAACAUGGUUUAAUCAAUCAAUUUGUUUGUGUUUUA
Lactuca sativa (garden lettuce) is the source of this 1017-nucleotide messenger RNA. Its product is annotated as protein RER1B. Gene Ontology annotation, biological process: protein retention in ER lumen; retrograde vesicle-mediated transport, Golgi to endoplasmic reticulum. Gene Ontology annotation, cellular component: Golgi membrane. The record is from RefSeq and is a predicted model, not a curated record. Lineage: Eukaryota; Viridiplantae; Streptophyta; Magnoliopsida; Asterales; Asteraceae.